This is a messenger RNA of Meriones unguiculatus (Mongolian gerbil), 1437 nucleotides long. RefSeq names its product zinc finger protein 431-like. The record is from RefSeq and is a predicted model, not a curated record. NCBI's taxonomy places the organism in Eukaryota, Metazoa, Chordata, Mammalia, Rodentia, Muridae. Gene Ontology annotation, biological process: negative regulation of transcription by RNA polymerase II. Bases 1 to 1437 code for a protein of 478 amino acids. Gene Ontology annotation, molecular function: DNA-binding transcription repressor activity, RNA polymerase II-specific. The transcript is spliced from 3 exons.
AUGCGAGACGACAUGCCAGAAUCAGGACGUGAGACGAGGAAUGAAAGAACACCUAUAUAUGAAAAUCCCUAUGAAUGUAACCACUGGGGUAAAGCCUUCACACAUCCCACUGAUCUAUCGAGGCAUAAAAGGAAUCACACUGGAGAGAAACUCUACAAAUAUAAUCAAUGUGGUAAAGGCUUUUCACAACACAGUCAACUCCACCUACAUAGAAAAACACAUGAUGGAGAGAAACCCUAUGAAUGUAAUGAGGGUGAGAAAGUCUUUUCCCAACAUGGAAAUCUCCAAAUUCAUAAAAGAACACAAACAGGAGAGAAACCAUACCAAUGUAAUCAAAGUGAUAAAGCCUUUGUAUAUUGCACCUUUUCACAACAUCGUAGUCUCCAAAUGCAUAAAAGAACACAUACUAGAGAGAAACUUUAUGAAUGUAACCAAAGUAGUAAUGACUUUUCAUGCCCCAGUAGUCUCCAAAAGUAUAAAAGAACACAUACUGGAGAGAAACCCUACAAAUGUAAAGAGUGUGGUAAAGCCUUUUCACACCACAGUAAUCUCCAGGUGCAUAAAAGAACACAUACUGGAGAGAAACCCUACAAAUAUAGUCAGUGCGGGAAAGCCAUUUCAAACACUAAUAUUCUCCAGGUGCACAAACGAACACUGGAGAAUACUGGAGAGAAACCCUACAGAUGUAAUCAGUGUGGUAAAGCCUUUUCCCAAUCCAGUGGUCUCCAUGUGCAUAAAAGAACACAUACUGGAGAGAAACCCUACAAAUGUAAUCAGUGUGGGAAAGCCUUUUCACAACCCAGUAGUCUCGAAAAGCAUAAAAGAACACAUACUGGAGAGAAACCUUACAAAUGUAAUGAGUGUGGUAAAGCCUUUUCACACCCUAGUACUCUCCAUGUGCAUAAAAGAACACAUACUGGAGAGAAAUCCUAUGAAUGUAAUCAGUGUGGGAAAGCCUUUUCACACUACAGUAAUCUCCAGGUGCAUAAAAGAACACAUACUGGAGAGAAACCCUACAAAUGUAAUCAGUGUGGUAAAGCCUUUUCACAACACAGACAUCUCCAAGAGCAUAAAAGAACACAUACUGGAGAGAAACCCUAUGAAUAUAAUCAAUGUGGUAAAGCAUUUUCAUGUUGGAACAGUCUCCAGAGGCAUAAAAGAACACAUACUGGAGAGAAACCCUAUGAAUGUAAUCAGUGUGGUAAAGCCUUUUCAGAAACCAGUAAUCUCAAAGUACAUAAUAGAACACAUAGUGGAGAGAAACCCUACAAAUGUAAUCAGUGUGGGAAAGCCUUUUCACUAUACAAUAGGCUCCAAGUGCACAAAAGAACACAUACUGGAGAGAAACCCUACGAAUGUAAUCAAUGUGAUACAGCCUUUGCAAGUUGUAGUGGUCUCCAGAGGCAUAAAAGAAUUCAUACUUCAGAGAAACCCUAA